CACUUUCAGUUCCUUUUCUCUUUCAGCUUGGAAUGCUGCCAAUUAACCCUACUUCCAUUGUCACCCUUCCCAAGUUCUCCAUUGUUACAUUCUCAUUUCCUCAUUCUAACACCAUCUCUAUUCGUUGCAACGCCGCCUCUGACCCAUCCUCCUCCUCUUUCAACUUCGUCGGUGCUGAUGUCGCUUCCGCCGGCUCCGGAAAUUUCAAGGCACUUCUCCGGUGGAGAAGCGAACGGCGAGUAACACCAAAAUACUAAAAUUAAUGCCUGGGAAAAGCCUUGGUCGCGCAACCGAGAGAGCUACAUACUUGGCCGAUGAUAGUGAACCUCUUCCUCUUCCCAUGAAUUAUCCUGACACUUGUCCUGUUUCGCCCGACGAAAUUGACCGUCGACUUUGCUGUGAUCCCCAAAUACAGGAUUGCAAGGAAGUCGUCUAUGAGUGGACUGGAAAAUGUCGGAGUUGCCAAGGAACGGGGUUUGUAAGUUACUACAAUAAACGAGGGCAGGAGACCAUCUGUAAAUGCAUACCUUGCCUUGGAAUCGGUUAUGUGCAGAAGAUUACAGCACGCAAGGAUAUCAAUGUUAUGGAGGACUAAGGCUUUUUUCACUAUGGAAUCCUAGUAUUCUUUAAGGUGCAAAGAGGUUGCCAGACUGACAUUUUUUGGAGUCAGCUAGAAGAUAGAUGCCUCCAUACUACAUUCAUAAUGCAAGAAACAAGUUAUUGAAGAUCAAGGCCGGCAUUCUGGGAAGAAUGAUGAUUAUUUUCUAGAAGUAAAUGCUAUUAGUUCAUUUAUUCCCUUGAUUAUUUCAUAUACAUGUUAUACAUUGACGUUGGACUCUUGGUUGUUGAUAAAUCAUUGAUGAAUGAUAGAUCUCACAUUUUGCAACACA
This is a messenger RNA of Solanum pennellii, 890 nucleotides long. RefSeq names its product protein disulfide-isomerase SCO2-like. The coding region runs from base 263 to 595 and encodes 110 amino acids. The transcript has 4 exons. The record is from RefSeq and is a predicted model, not a curated record. Lineage: Eukaryota; Viridiplantae; Streptophyta; Magnoliopsida; Solanales; Solanaceae.